Molecule: messenger RNA, 1338 nt
Organism: Bactrocera dorsalis (oriental fruit fly)
Lineage: Eukaryota; Metazoa; Arthropoda; Insecta; Diptera; Tephritidae
Exons: 2
Coding region: 1-1338 (445 amino acids)
Cellular component (GO): nucleus
Molecular function (GO): DNA binding
Source: RefSeq, a predicted model, not a curated record
AUGGAAUUAGUUCGGAAAGUUUUCGCGUCGUAUCCGGAUCCAUGGAACGACAAUCAACAGGCGAGUAAGGAUUGGCAGUUGGCGUUCAUGAAACGCCACAAAAAUUUGUCACUGCGAACACCAGAGCAAGUAAGCCAGAGCCGUGCGAAGCGAUUCAACAAAGAGAAUGUCGAUGCAUUCUUUGCCAACCUUUCAUCCGUUCUUGGUAAGACGCCGUUUGAAUCUCACCGAAUAUGGAACUUGGAUGAAACCGGGUGCCCGACCGUGCCAACCAGACCUGUCAAAACCAUCGCGCGCAAAGGACAAAAGCAGGUCGGCUCAUCAACAUCUGCCGAAAAAGACACCAAUGUGUCUUUGGCUUUGGCCGUCAGCGCUAGUGGCCAGUCUAUACCGCCAUUCUUCCUCUUUCCCCGAAUCAACAUGAAAGAGAUUUUUAUGACUCAUGCGAGUCAUGGCGCUGUUGGUGUUGCGAACGGUUCUGGUUACAUGAACUCUGACGUAUUCUCUCAAUUCAUGCAUCAUUUCAUUAAGCACACCGGUGCUAAUGCCGAUUCGCCAACCAUGUUGCUGCUGGACAACCACGGUUCGCAUUUAUCGAUCGAGGCGAUAGAUUUGGCGUUGGAUCAUGGCAUCACGUUGCUGUCUUUUCCGCCGAAAUGCACGCACAAAAUGCAGCCGCUAGAUGUUGCGGUAUUUGCACCAUUUAAAGGCAUGAUGACCGUGAAGCAUGAUGCAUGGAAAAAGUCCAACAUUGGUGUCACUUUCGAUCUGCAUCAUGUGACGCUCCUUGUCGAUCAGUGCCUCGAUGUUAUGUUAACGCCGAAAACCAUCAAAUCCGGCUUCCGAACAACUGGCAUCUACCCGUUCAACCCGCAAAUUUUCACUGAAGUUGACUUUGUCGCUUCGGAACUGAGCGGCGAAAAUUUGUUCGGUGACGAAGAGAAAGACGCCGACAAUCAACGUCGAGUUCUUGCCUCUGGUGAUGCCAUUGUGACUGCUGCGAAUCAGGAGGUGUCAACGUCGGAGGCAUCGACAAGUGCCCCAGCUUCAACAAGUGGUGCUGCAUCAUCGUCGUUGUCUCUUGUUUCGGCUCCACAGCUCCGUGAUGCACUGAAAUCGGUUGGCCCGUUGAAAUUGGGCACACCUGCGCCGAAAUCAAAACGUGGCCGCAAGACAAUGGAGUCAACGAUUUUGACAUCGCCUGAGGUUGUCGCAGAUCUGCGAGACGAGGCCGAAAAAAAGCGGCAAAAAUUGACGAAGGCAGCCGAUGAACCAGCAGCCAAGAAGGCCGUGGUGCGGAAGGAGAAGUUCAAUGAACUACUACGCACACCGUAUUGA